Molecule: messenger RNA, 2224 nt
Organism: Empidonax traillii (willow flycatcher)
Lineage: Eukaryota; Metazoa; Chordata; Aves; Passeriformes; Tyrannidae
Product: acyl-coenzyme A synthetase ACSM3, mitochondrial-like
Exons: 14
Biological process (GO): fatty acid biosynthetic process; acyl-CoA metabolic process
Cellular component (GO): mitochondrial matrix
Molecular function (GO): fatty-acyl-CoA synthase activity; fatty acid ligase activity
Source: RefSeq, a predicted model, not a curated record
GGAAGGCAGACCUGGGACGCUGUGACGGGGGAACUGACGGGCAUUAGGAGGAUUUGGGAGUCUCUGGGAAGAGGACAUCAGAGCAGGCCUCACCUGAUAAAUAUUGUGGGACUGGUGACUGAUUCCUCUGCUGAAUCCUGACUUUUUUUCCCCACUGUCUGAUAAAACAUCAUUUAUCAUGAGAACAUUCAUUAAAUCAUGGAUUCCUCAGUGUCUGAAGAUUCUCAGGUCGCCUUGCAGAUCCUUCCAUGGAUACAAGAGGCUUCUGACAUCUCAGAUUAUUUCCCAUUAUGAUUCUAUAAACCAGUGUAAAAAGGAGCUGCCAGAAUACUUCAACUUUGCGAGUGAUGUCUUAGAUGAGUGGUCACAACUGGAAAAGGAUGGAAGAAAACCAGCAAAUCCAGCUUUUUGGUGGGUAAAUGAGGAGGGAGAGGAGGUGAAGUGGAGCUUUGAAGAGCUGGGAUUUCUCUCCAGGAAGGCAGCCAAUGUGCUCUCUGAGGCAUGUGGUUUGCAGAGAGGAGACAGAGUUAUAGCAGUUCUGCCUCGUGUCCCAGAGUGGUGGCUCCUCAAUGUAGCCUGUAUGAGAACAGGAAUUGUCCUUAUUCCAGGAACAUCCCAACUAACAGCCAAAGACAUCUUAUACCGACUCCAAGCUUCAAAGGCCAAGUGCAUCAUUACCAGUGACACACUGGCACCUGCAGUGGAAUCUGUUGUGUCUGACAGCCAGUUUCUGAAAAGUAAACUAAUUGUAGGCAAAGGGAGCAGGGCUGGGUGGCUGAACCUCAAAGAGCUCCUUGCGGUGGCAUCUGCUGACCAUAAAUGUGUCAAGACAAGAAGUCAAGACCCAAUGCUGAUCUAUUUUACCAGUGGAACUACAGGCUUUCCAAAAAUGGUGGUGCAGUCCCACAGCAGUUAUGGCAUCGGACUUGUAACUGGUGGCAGGCAUUGGAUGAACUUGACUCCUUCAGAUAUAAUGUGGAAUACCUCUGAUACUGGGUGGGCAAAAGCAGCUUGGGGCAGUGUUUUUGCACCAUGGAUCUGUGGAUCUUGUGUCUUUGUACACCACAUGCCACAGUUUAAGCCAGCAAUUAUUGCAGAGACUCUCUCAAGAUACCCCAUCACUACCUUCUGCACUGCUCCCACUGCCUACCGCAUGCUGGUCCAACACGAUCUGAGCAGGUACAAGAUGAUGAGUCUGAAACACUGCAUAUCUGCAGGGGAACCACUCAAUCCUGAAAUGAUGGCGAAGUGGAAAACCCAGACAGGGGUGGACAUCCAUGAAGGCUAUGGCCAGACUGAAUCAGUGACGAUCUGCGCCAACAUGAAAGGAAUGAAAAUCAAACCUGGCUCUUUGGGAAAAGCCGUUCCCCCUUACGAUGUGCAGGUACGUCGAUGCGUUGCAGUUGGGGGUAGGGGAGGAAGGAAUGCUGUCUGCGGCCCUUCUCUGUCCUGCACUACCUAUCUUUGUGUUUAAUGUGCUUCUGAACCCCCAUAAUAUUUGGGUAUUUGUCAGGAUAAUCCAGAGAAAACAGCUGCCUCUGUGCGUGGAGAUUUUUAUGUCACUGGGGACAGAGGGAUUAUGGAUGAAGAGGGAUACAUCUGGUUUGUUGGGAGAGAUGAUGAUAUCAUUAAUUCUGCUGGGUAUCGGAUUGGCCCCUUUGAAGUGGAAAGUGCUUUAAUUGAACACCCAGCAGUGGCAGAGUCAGCUGUGGUCAGCAGCCCUGAUCCAGAUCGAGGGGAGGUGGUCAAAGCCUUCAUAGUUUUAGCUCCUGCUUUUGCAUCACAUGAUCCAGAAAAAUUAACUCAGGAGCUUCAGCAGCAUGUCAAGAAAGUGACUGCACCUUACAAGUAUCCAAGGAAGGUGGAGUUUGUUCGGGAUCUGCCAAAGACAGUUAGUGGAAAAAUCCAGAGGAAGGUCCUAAGGAACAGAGAGUGGGGGAGAGAAUGACAAGGGUGAGAGUGCUCUGGAAAACAGGGAGAGAAAAGUUCCAUCGCUGAUACCAGCCAUAACACAUCAAAUUUGGCAUGUGGUCAUGUCCAAGAGCACUAGGAGAACAUACAGAAAAACAAGCUAAGGAAGAAAAAGGAGAAAACACUCAUAUGGCUUGAGGAUAUGUGGUAUUGAAACCUGUUUUGCCAUCAACCGACAAAUUCGGAAGACAGAAGUUGCAAAUAAUUCGGAGCAUGGAAUGGGAGAGAGAAAGGACACACCCAGAAGCCUAGA